UGAAGAAUUCAUUUUUUUCACAAUUCCCAAGCUACGGCGUUCAAGGCAUAAAACAGAUCAAAUUAUCGACAUGAUCUCAUAGCCUGUAAAUUGCAAUUUUUCACUAGGAUAGUAUGUAUCAAAGUUCUCAAAAAGUUCUUUUAGUUAUGUCUUCACAUUACAUCUUAGGUAGUCUGGUAUUUUCAACUUUGUGGAAAUAAUUCUUAGGACUUUGUGCAGGAGUAAUCAAGUUCAGAUAUUUAGCUACGUGAUACGAUAAAAAAAAAAAACAACAAAGACUAGCCUAAGGGAUAUACCGGUGUUUAGUGGCGAUCGCUAUGGUUACAACGGCGUGAUUGGAAAAAUUGAAAGUUAAAUAAAUCAUCCUUUGCCCUCACUUCGCUUUCGCAUGUGUUCCUGAGUGCAACCCAGUCUGCAGUGAAAUUUUUUGGAAGGUAUCUUGAAAACGACCACGUUUGCAACGAGUGGCAACAUGGCAACAUUUUAUCUCAUCGCGAAAUUGAUGAUGCUUCAAGUAUUGGUAUUCUCGUAUGGUGAAUCUUCAAGCACCAUGAUGACAGAAAUGUCUACCACACCCACCCAAAUAACAUCCACUCCAAGUAGCAGUGUUGUAGCCUCAACACCAGAUGAAUCUUCAAGCACUAUGAUGACAGAAAUGUCUACUACACCCACCCAAAUGACAUCCAUUCCAAGUAGCAGUGUUGUAGCCUCAACACAAGAUGAAUCUUCAAGCACUAUUACAACCGUCCAUCCUAGUAGCAGUGUUGUAACCAAAAAAAACAUGUAAGGUUCGUUUAGUAGC
Orbicella faveolata is the source of this 802-nucleotide messenger RNA. RefSeq lists its product as uncharacterized. The record is from RefSeq and is a predicted model, not a curated record. Lineage: Eukaryota; Metazoa; Cnidaria; Anthozoa; Scleractinia; Merulinidae.